AUGUCAACUUCGAUCACCCAAGAAUAUCCUAUACGCGAACCACAAAACGCUCAAGAAUUUGUUAAUUUAGUGCAGAACACUAUAGGUCAAAUACAAGAUAAAUUCGGACAAAUGAGUGAUUCUAUCAUGGCAAAAAUUGAUAAUGUUGGAAAGCGCAUCGAUGACCUCGAACGUAACAUUGCACAUAUAAUCUCUCAAACGAACGCUCAGUUGCCAUAA
Molecule: messenger RNA, 219 nt
Organism: Adineta ricciae
Lineage: Eukaryota; Metazoa; Rotifera; Eurotatoria; Adinetida; Adinetidae
Source: the annotation of a GenBank genome assembly